AUGGUAGAUUAUGGAGUUUGGGCCCGACAACUAGGGCAAACCAUCGUUUUCCAUACAUUGGCCCGUGGGCCACAGAGCCCUUUUAUGUUAUUUGCAUGCAUUCCUCCAACGCUCGUCUUCUUCUUACCAUCGUUAAACAUAGAUCUUCUACAAAAAUCACAUCAUCUUCAGAUUGCAGAAAAGAUUAAUGGUGGCGAUGAGAUGGUUGAAAGAACACGGGCUCCAGUUAUAAGACCUCCUGCAACUCCAUUUUCAAAGGCUGAAUUUGGAGAAUCGCUGACAGGAAAUGAACAAAACGAUGCAGGAAGUGAUAUUGUUGAAUCUUCUUCCUUCCAUCAUGUGGCUUUGCUAAAGGGAAAACAUGUAGAGGAUUCAAAAAAACCAAGUGUAUCUCGAUACCCUGGAAAAGAAGAAGUUAAGCAUUCAGAAAAUGACGACAUUGUAGUAACAGACUAUCAACCACCUCACCGGAAAGCACCAAUACAUAACAAAUGAGCUUUUUGCAUGCUUCCAUAGUCUUAGAUGAAUUCAUGAUAUGUAUUGAUAGACGUACCCUUAGAAAUUAUGUACAAAUGUAGAGCGU
Molecule: messenger RNA, 583 nt
Organism: Lactuca virosa
Lineage: Eukaryota; Viridiplantae; Streptophyta; Magnoliopsida; Asterales; Asteraceae
Source: the annotation of a GenBank genome assembly